Messenger RNA from Sporothrix brasiliensis 5110, 2328 nucleotides. RefSeq lists its product as uncharacterized. Gene Ontology annotation, cellular component: nucleus. Gene Ontology annotation, molecular function: protein binding. The transcript is spliced from 4 exons. Lineage: Eukaryota; Fungi; Ascomycota; Sordariomycetes; Ophiostomatales; Ophiostomataceae. The coding region runs from base 1 to 2328 and encodes 775 amino acids. The record is from RefSeq and is a predicted model, not a curated record.
AUGAACGCGUCCGUUCCCAACGUGCUGCGGCCGGGCGGCUCCCGCAACACGCCGCUCGGUCUCGCAGACAUUCGGCCGCGCGCCGACUCGAGCCUGUCGGACGGGUUCCCUGGUGGCUAUGACCAGGCCAACGCCCAGCCGGGCAGCAGCAACUACCUGGCACCGUGGGCGCUGUAUGCAUUCGACUGGUGCAAGUGGCCAUCGACGGGCAACGGCGCCGGCAAGCUGGCCAUUGGCAGCUACCUCGAGGACGGGCACAACUUCAUCCAGAUCCUGGACACGCACGUCAGCCAGGCGCCGGCCGAGUCGUACCAGCCAGGCACGUCCAAGUACCAGCUGGAAUUCACCAAGGUGGCCGAGGCCACGCACACGUAUCCCGUGACGCGGCUGCUCUGGGAGCCGCCGUCUUCGCAGAAACAGUCCACCGACCUGUUGGCGACGUCGGGCGACCACCUGCGGCUGUGGUCGCUGCCCUCGGACACGCCGACGUCGGCGACCAGCAGCACGAUUGGGCGGCGGGACGCGGGCACCACCAAGCUGACGCCGCUGGCGCUGCUGUCCAACUCCAAGACGCCCGAUCACACGGCGCCGCUGACGUCGCUGGACUGGAACACGGUGUCGCCGAGCCUGAUUAUCACGUCGAGCAUCGACACGACGUGCACCAUCUGGGACAUUCCGUCGCUCACCGCCAAGACGCAGCUGAUUGCGCACGACAAGGAGGUGUACGACGUGCGCUUCUGCGCCGGCAGCAUGGACGUGUUUGUCAGCUGCGGCCAGGACGGCAGCGUGCGCAUGUUUGACUUGCGUAGUCUGGAGCACAGUACUAUCAUCUACGAGCCCACAGGCAAGGAUGACCGCGACGCCCAAGGCGGUAGGAUAAGUCCGACACUCGCCCAGCAGACCAUGUCCAACCCGCCGCCGCUGCUGCGCCUCGCCACCUCGCCCCACGACACCCAUCUGCUCGCCACGUUCGCCCAAGACUCGGACGUCAUUCGCAUCCUGGACGUCCGGCAACCUGGCCAGGCCCUGCUCGAGCUGCGCGGCCACGGCGGCUCGGUCAACUGCGUCGAGUGGUCGCCGCACCGCCGCGGGACGCUGGCGUCUGGCGGCGACGACUGCCAGGUGCUCAUCUGGGACUUGCUGACCAACAACAGCUCGUUGCUGGCCGGCAGCAGCCUGGGCACCGGGGGCGGCAGCGGCGGCGGCAGCGGCAGCGGCAGCGGCACCAUCAGCAGCAACAGCGCCGCCCCCGGUGCUCCUGGGAGCGGUGCGGCGCCGCCUGCGAACGGCGCGACACCGGCCGAGAACGCGCGGGCGCCCGUGGCGGCAUGGCAGUGCGACUAUGAGGUCGGCAACCUGGGCUGGGUCCCGCGGCUGGCCAACAGUGACGCCGGCGAGUGGCUGGGAGCCGCGCCAGAUCUGCUGGUUCUCGUCUGGGUCCCGCCGCAGCGACUCGCCGUACCGGUAGCCGAUGAUCGUCGCCUGCUUGAGGAGGACGCGGUUCAUGGCCACCUGCUCGAGCGUCGUGUCGUCGCGCGCCGCAAAUCCCACCACCAACACGCGGCCCCGGUGCGCCAGACACUUGAGACUCUCGCUCACGCGACCGACCGAGUCAAAGACCACAUCGACCCCGCGAGCAUCGGGCGUCGCGUCCAGCACACGCGCCCACCACGGCUUGCCCGACGCCGUGUCGGACGUGUCAAUGACCACGUCGGCGACACAACGCUAUGCCACGGCACACUUUUCCGGGCUCGAUGCGACGGCAAUGACGCGGCAGCGGCCAUAGCCGCCGUUGGCGGGGACAGCGCGCGCGGCAAUCUGGACGGCCAUGCAGCCCAAGCCACCGGCGGCGCCGAGCACGAGCACCGUCUCGCCGGCAUGCAGCUGGGCGCGCGUCACCAGGGCCCCGUAGGACACCGGAAGUGUGGCAGCCAUGCCUGCGGCGGCGGUGUAGCUCCAGCCGUGCGGGAUCGCGCUGAGUGCAGAGGCAGGGACGGCGAUCUGCUCUGCAUAGGCGCCGAGGGACGAGCCGAAGACGCGGUCACCGAGCCGGAAGGCGGCGCCAGGGCCGGUGCGCGGCGCAUACAUGACGGUGCCGGUGAACUCGAGGCCAAGGGUGAACGGCGGCGUCACAUGGCGGCGGUUAUUUUGGUGCCUCCCACGGGCCUAGAAGGAGACAGUGAGCUGAACAAGGAGAAGGGAGCCUACAUAGAGAGUGUCGACAAAGUUGACGCCGGCGGCUUUCACCUGCACGACCACCUCGUCCUCUUUGGGCACGGGCGGCGCUACGUCGGAGACGGCGACGUCGCCGAGGCUCUUAACUGUUAG